AUGUCAGGUUACCCAACUCCCACUGACGCCAGGUUCUUCUCCCACUUCAACAACUACAUCUACGAGCUGGUGAAUACGCGCGACGCGCUCGCGUUCGCGAUUCCCGCCUUGCUGUCCGAGUUUGCGGCCGACGGAGUGACGUACCUGGAGCUGCGUACCACUCCUCGCGCGCUCUCCGACGCGUCAGCCGAGGACACGGUCGAGCUGAUCCACGACGAGCUGAAGCGGUGGAACGACGAGAACGCGAUGCGGGUGCGCCUCAUCCUCUCGAUCGACCAGGCGAAGCACGACCGCGCCGACGCAGACUGGGUUGUCGACACGGCCCUUCGCCUGCGCUCGUCGGCCUACCCGCCCCUCGUGGUGGGCGUGGACGUGUGCGGCGACCCGAACAAUGCCAAAGACCUGACGGCGCUGGACCCCGUCUUCGAGCGCUGCCAGAGGGAGGACCUCCCCGUCGUGGUGCACUUUGGCGAGAUCCCCAAGCAGGCCGAGAACGGCACGCUCGACGUCAUGCUCCGCUGGAACCCCAGACGGGUAGGACAUGCGAUCCACCUCCCGGACGCGGUACGCGAUGAGCUCGUGAAGCGCGACAUUGCCCCCGAGCUGUGUCUCAGCUGCAACGUGCUCGCCAACAUGCUGCCGGCCAAGGAGAACGGGGAGAAGCCCAGCCACGGCGACCACCACUUCGGGUGGUGGUGGAAGAAUGGCGGCAGCAUCUCGCUCGGCACGGAUGAUGUGGGCGUGUUCGGCGCCAAGAGCAGUGAUGAGCACUACCAUGCCGCUGAGCACUUUGGGCUGAGCAAGGAGCAGCUCGUCGAGCUCAGCCGGAGGGCGAUCCAGGGCGCCCUGGACCGGGACGCGAUCAAGCCCGUCGAGAGAGAGCUGGACUCGUUCUCGGUGCUGGAGAAACUGUAA
Messenger RNA from Trichosporon asahii var. asahii CBS 2479, 915 nucleotides. RefSeq lists its product as uncharacterized. The transcript has a single exon. Gene Ontology annotation, molecular function: adenosine deaminase activity. Lineage: Eukaryota; Fungi; Basidiomycota; Tremellomycetes; Trichosporonales; Trichosporonaceae. The record is from RefSeq and is a predicted model, not a curated record. Gene Ontology annotation, biological process: adenosine catabolic process; inosine biosynthetic process. The coding region runs from base 1 to 915 and encodes 304 amino acids.